Molecule: messenger RNA, 513 nt
Organism: Dentiscutata erythropus
Lineage: Eukaryota; Fungi; Glomeromycota; Glomeromycetes; Diversisporales; Gigasporaceae
Source: the annotation of a GenBank genome assembly
AUGUAUCAAAAUUUUCGGCCUUCACCAAGACAAAUACCUUAUGCUAGUUACUCUAAAAUCACGAAGCCAAAUACCAUACACCAGUGUGAUCUUAUCAAAAUACCAUAUGAUGUAGAUACAAAUUCACUAGAUGAUGACCUAAUAUUUUACUAUGUAUUAUUAGUUAUAGACUAUGCGACUAGGUAUAAAGAUUUCAUUUUUUUAACGUCAAAAAAUAGUGAAGAAGUUGCGGAAGCAUUUAAGAGUAAAUAUGAUAACUCUGACAACUCUUUUAACUGGCCUCGGCUAUUACAACGUGAUGAAGGUCGUAAGUUUAUAGGAAGUGUGAGAUUGAUAAUAGAUGAACAUAAUGUUAAUAUCCAAAGAAUUAAGGCACGUUUUAGACACACAAGCAUGGCAAUGGUUGAUCGUUAUGCCGGAUUAUUCGAAUUAAGAGUUUUUAAAAACCAGUAUGCAAUAGAGUUUCUCUUACCUAACAGUGAACACUGUAGAGAAUGUGAAUGGUUUGUAUGA